AUGGCUCCUUGGUUGUACACGGCAGGCAGCGCUCUGCUGCUGGCCCUGCAGGCCGCCGCCUGGGACUACUCGACGUACAGCUCUAUGGACUUCCAGCCACCGAAGCUGGACGUCAACAAGACUGGCACCACCGAUCCCGGCUAUAUCUUCAUCGGACCCCGUGGAGGAGUGCAGACCGCUGGUACGGCCGCUCUGAUCUAUGAUGACGCUGGUGACUUGGUGUACGAAGGCCCCGAGGAGAUAUCGGCCAAUUUCAUGGUGCAGAACCUCUUUGGCGAGGAUGUCAUCACCUUCUGGGCCGGAGACAUGAUGGACAUCGGUUACGGCUACGGAACGGUUCACAUCCUCGACAACACCUACAAGGAGAUCUACACGGUCCGCCUGACCGGCAACUUCGUCACGCCCGACGGCUCGACCAAGGACUCAUACUGCGACCUGCACGAGAGCCACAUCACUCCUCGCAACACCCUCAUUUGCACCGCCUACAAUGUCACCCAGCACGACCUGACCUCCAUCAACGGAACCUCCUCCGACUGGAUGCUGGACAGCCAGUUCUACGAGAUCGACAUCCGCACAAACGAUGUCAUCAACUCCUGGAGUGCUCUCGACCACGAGGCAGACAUCCCAAUCACCAGCUCCUACCAGGGCCUCGGCAAAGACGUCGGCAGCACCCAAGACAACCCCUACGACGCCUACCACAUGAACGCCAUUACAACCACCAACCACGGCUACCUCGUCUCCCUGCGCCACAUGUGGUCGGGCUACUACCUUGCGCAGAACGGCAGCGUCAUGUGGCAAGUGAGUGGUGAUGACGGCGCCGACUUCAAGCAGGUUGGUGACGCCGACUUCUCCUGGCAACACGACAUGCGCGUCUACAACGAGACCGACUCCGGUCUCGUGCUGAACCUCUUCAACAACGCCAACACCCCAACAGACGAGCAGUCCGAGACCACAGGAGUCAGCCUGGCCAUCGACCUGUCCAAGAAGACGGUCACCGGCCUCCGUUCUCUGACUGACCCCAACGACCCUGUCCACUCCGUCAGCCAAGGCAGUUACCAGCUCCUCAGUGAGACAGACAGCCAUGUCUUCAUGCAGUAUGGAUCCAUUGCAAAGGUCAAGGAAUUUGACGGCGACGGCAACGUUGUCUUCAGCGCCCAGUUCGGCGAGGAUAAUGCUGUGGCUUCGUACCGUGGCUACCGCUGCCAGUGGGCUGCUACACCAUUCUGGAAUCCUUCUGCGUCUGUCACAAACACCACCUCCGGUGCGACGGUGUAUAUGAGCUGGAAUGGCGCCACUGAGUAUGACAACUGGGUUGUCUAUGCUGCUUCGUCGAACACGUCGACCAACAACACCAAGAUCGCUUCCGCUAAGCGCACUGGAUUCGAAACAAAGGUCGAUCUGAAGAACCCGCCAACCAGCUCUGUUCAGGUCGUCGCUCGCAGGGGCACUGAUGUCCUGGGCACCUCCGAAAUCGUAUAUUUCUAA
Penicillium brevicompactum is the source of this 1485-nucleotide messenger RNA. RefSeq names its product arylsulfotransferase family protein. Lineage: Eukaryota; Fungi; Ascomycota; Eurotiomycetes; Eurotiales; Aspergillaceae. The transcript has a single exon. Bases 1 to 1485 code for a protein of 494 amino acids. The record is from RefSeq and is a predicted model, not a curated record.